AUGGAGACGGCGAGGGACGUGAGGAGGCUUGUGAGGAAGUCCACUAGCGUUAAUUCCAAAUUCGGCGUCCGCUGCCGAAACAAGAUCAGGAUCGUGACAACUGGUGCAGUCCCACCCCUCCUCGACCUCCUCAAACACCAAGCUGACAACCUGAGGGAAUUAUCCGCUGUUGCAAUCCUAUCACUAUCGUCUGCACCACCCAACAGGCCCACCAUAACAGCUUCCGAGGCCCACGUUCAAUUGGUCUGGAUCCUGUGCUCGGGCAGCGUUCUUGGACGGGACGAACCCAAACCGAACCUCGACCCAAGGGUCGUGCCCCCACUAAUCAACCUCUUGAAAAAAUAUAAAAAAGACUCCAAAUUCACCGAGAAGGCGCGUUUCCUCUUGGAGAUAUUCUCGGACUCUGAAGAGGGUCGGAAUACAAUUACUGAAUCAGAAGGUGGGAUUUUAACCUUGGUGGAGACUGUGGAAGACGGGUCCUCAUUCAGCAUGUUGUAUACUGUGGGGGCAUUAUUGUCAUUGUGUAGGAGCUCACGGGACAAGUAUCGGAAGCUUAUUCUUAACAAGGGUGUUAUCCCGGGCCUUUUGCGCAUGACAGCCGAGGGUACCCCAACCGCUCAGGACCGGGCUCGGACGGUGUUGGAUUUGCUCAGGGAUUCGCCUCCUGAGAAGAGACUCACCAUGUUGGAACUCGAGAGGAUUGUGUACGAUUUUGCUGCACAUAUUGACGGGAAGGGCAAGGCCAUGGAGACUGCUAAGAGAUUGUUGCAUGAUAUGGCUCAGAAGAAUGCGGAAGCUGAUUUAACCAAGAAAUGCUUGCGAGGUGAACUUUUUACGACCUUACUCAGAGUUUUAUGUUUUUAA
Messenger RNA from Striga hermonthica, 864 nucleotides. The record is from the annotation of a GenBank genome assembly. Lineage: Eukaryota; Viridiplantae; Streptophyta; Magnoliopsida; Lamiales; Orobanchaceae.